Daktulosphaira vitifoliae (grape phylloxera) is the source of this 1921-nucleotide messenger RNA. Its product is annotated as puff-specific protein Bx42-like. The record is from RefSeq and is a predicted model, not a curated record. Gene Ontology annotation, biological process: mRNA splicing, via spliceosome. Gene Ontology annotation, cellular component: spliceosomal complex. The transcript is spliced from 6 exons. NCBI's taxonomy places the organism in Eukaryota, Metazoa, Arthropoda, Insecta, Hemiptera, Phylloxeridae. The coding region runs from base 196 to 1782 and encodes 528 amino acids.
CUAUCUAUGUGUCAUGGUUCCACCAAUGUACUCGUUACUUUGGACCGAUUACAUGAGUACCGACCCAUCAUUAUUAUUAUAUUUAUGAUUUGUAUAAACUCUGAGUAAUGUCUUUUUUUGUGUUUAACAUAGUAUUUUAACAUAUUAAUUUGUUUAAUUCUUUCACCUUUCCUGUAAAGAUAUUCAUCUUUUAAAAUGUCUCUUUUUAGUGUGCUACCAGCUCCAUCACAGUUCCAAACAGAAGAAGGAAAUGAUGACACUAAUGAAGUUCUUACUGAAAAAACUGAUUUAUAUGAAAUUUAUGCUGUCAAAAUACCUCCUUAUGGUAAUCGUAUGGGAUGGGUUCCACGAAGUGUUGAGGAUUUCGGAGAUGGUGGCGCUUUUCCGGAAAUACAAAUUGCUCAAUUUCCCCUAAAUAUGGGAAAAGAAAACAAAGAAACUAUUUCAAAUGCUCUUGCUCUUCAAAUGACUUCAGAUGGUAAAGCAAAAUAUGACGUUAUAGCUCGUCAAGGUCAUAGAAAAGACAAAGUUAUUUAUUCUAAACUACAUGACAUGCUUCCAUCUGAAAUACUUAAUGAAGAUGAUUCUUCAUUACAAAAACCAAGCUUGGAGGAAGUUGCUAAAUUAACUGAGAAAACUAGAGCUGCCUUAGAAAAACUUACAAAUUCAAAAAUAUCGGCUGCAUUGCCUGUUCGAGCUGCAGACAAACCUGCUCCAGUUCAAUGGUUUCGCUAUACACCUACUGAACAAGGAAAAGAAUAUAAUUCAGGAUCCAAACAGCGUGUUAUUCGGUUAGUUGAGGCACAGAAGGAUCCAAUGGAACCACCCAAAUUCCAAAUAAAUAAGAAAAUUCCACGUGGUCCCCCAUCUCCUCCAGCUCCCUUGAUGCAUUCUCCUACUAGAAAAACAUCCGUAAAAGAACAAAAGGAAUGGAAAAUUCCACCUUGUAUUUCAAAUUGGAAAAAUUCUAAAGGUUAUACAAUCCCACUAGAUAAAAGAUUAGCAGCUGAUGGUCGUGGUCUUCAGCAAAACCAUAUAAAUGAAAAGUUUGCCAAGCUAGCUGAAGCACUAUAUAUUGCUGAUCGUAAAGCUCGCGAGGCAGUAGAAAUGAGAGCCCAGUUAGAAAAGAAAAUGGCUCAAAAAGAAAAAGAAAAGAAAGAGGAACAUCUUCGGGUUAUGGCACAAAAAGCUAGAGAAGAAAGAGCUGGAAUACGGCUACCUGGUGCAAAGAAUGACGAAUCCCGUGAACGUGAUCAAUUGCGUAUGGAGCGACAAAAAGAUAGGGCACGAGAUCGUAACCUUGCAAGAAAUGCUGACAGUCGAAAGAAUAAAGUACUUAGAGACCGUGAUGUCAGUGAACAGAUUGCUCUUGGUCUGCCAGCUAUAUCUAGAAAAACUGAAACUGAAUACGACACUCGAUUACUAAAUUCCACUUCUGGAAUAAAUACUGGAUUUAAGGAUGAUGAAGAAUAUGAUGUGUAUGACAAACCCUGGCAAGGGUCAUCUUUAGCACAUCAUAUUUACCGACCAACUGCCAAUAUUGAUGACACUUAUGGGGGUGAUUUGGACAAGAUUAAGACAAAUAGGUUUGUUCCAAAUAAGGAGUUCAGUGGAACUGAUCGUGAUUUUAAAACAAGUGGACGAUCUGGUCCCGUACAAUUUGAAAAACAUCAACAAGAAGAAGAUCCAUUUGGUUUGGAUCAGUUCUUAACACAAGCUAAGCAUGCAUCUAAACGAGCUCAACCUCAAAACGAUCGAGAAAAGCGUAGAAGAAGAGACUAAUUCAAUAUAUAUUAGUAUGCAUCAUGUUAAAUAACUUAUCUUUUAAAUCAGUAUGAUUUAUGGCCAUUUAUUAUUUAAAAUUUUUAUUUUUGUCUAUUACAAUCAUGUAACUGCUAAUAUAAUUUUUUUCAAAAUAGUA